AUGGCUGGCAACCUGCCUCAGUACCCGAGCAACCGGAUGCCCGCGGCCCAGAACUUUCCUGAAAAUUCCUUUGUUACAUAUCAACAUGUUCCAUUUUCUUGCAACGCCAACCCAGAGUAUACCAUGGCAAAUCAGUACGCACAGCCCGGAUACGCAACCACCCCCACCGAACCGGCACAGGUUUCCUACGACAACAGCGGCGGCCAGAGUAGUAGCGGUAGCGGCGGAGAGGAGGUAGACAAUGAGCCUAUUACGACACACGACGGAAAGUUGCGCUGCAACUGGCUGAAUAAGAAGAAGGGGACGCGGUGCGACACAAUCUGUGAUCGGCCAGGCGAACUCACCAAACACCGCAAAAACCACACCCCGCGGGUGAAAUGCGAGGUCCCCGACUGUCGCGCCCAAAGCAACACGUUCGCUGAGGAGAAGGAGCGCUAUCGCCACUACGCGCAACACCAUGCGGGAACCGUGUGGGCCGACCACCCCCGCGCCAGAGCCUUCAUGAUGGUCUGCGAUGUUUGCGGGUACCGGGGUCGCAAGGACAACGUUAAGCGUCACCGGGAGAAGAAACACUGA
Molecule: messenger RNA, 576 nt
Organism: Lasiosphaeria miniovina
Lineage: Eukaryota; Fungi; Ascomycota; Sordariomycetes; Sordariales; Lasiosphaeriaceae
Exons: 2
Coding region: 1-576 (191 amino acids)
Source: RefSeq, a predicted model, not a curated record